AUUGGCCGUCCUUCAAGCAUGGUAUGGGCUAGUGGUAGGUCGACGGAUUUCAUAUGCGCUGCUGGUCGAGUCUCCAAUGACGCAUUCAACUUCCAUCAUCCGUCUUGAUGUCAUAUCGGACCUCAGCAUCAACAACACAAAAAGAUGAUAACCAGGCUCUAUGGCUGCUGAAUUGUUCACUUCUUCCCAUCUACAAAUUCGACCUCUUGAAAUCGAACUCCUCAAACAUUGAUCCCUUCUCACAUCGUCAAAAUGCCCGAAGCUCCUCCUACAGCAUAUCCGUCCACCUCACUCAAAGCUCAAAAUCAAGAAGGAACCAAGGGACUCGAUGCCAAACUCGAGCCAGGCGCCAACUGGACUCAGCUCGAAUUCUGGGACGAUGAAGGCAAGUCUCCAUAUCUAAAGGACUAUGAAGGUCGCAGCCUGCUCAAGGACAAGGCCGUCCUCAUCACUGGUGGUGACUCGGGCAUUGGCCGAUCCGUCGCUGUCCUCAUGGCUCGCGAAGGCGCCGACGUGACAAUAGUGUAUCUCCCCGAGGAAGAAGAGGACGCGCAAUGGACAGCAAAGGCAAUCAAAAAUUCUGGCCGCCAAGUGCAACUGCUCAGCCUGGACAUCACCGACGAGAACAACUGCAAAAAGGCGAUCGAGUCGCACAUGCAGAAAUUCGGUAAACUGUCGGUUCUUGUCAACAAUGCUGCGAUGCAGGAGAUAUGCGAGGACUUUGCGGAGAUUGAUCUGAAAGUCGUCGAGAAGACUUACCGGACUAAUAUCUUGAGUAUGUUCGCCAUGACCAAGUUUGCGCUACCGCACAUGAAGCGUGGAAGUGUCAUUGUCAAUUCGUGCAGUGUUGCAGCGUACAUGGGAAACCCGAAGUUGGUGGAUUACAGUUCGACAAAGGGUGCUAUCUCGACUUUCACGAGGAGUUUGGCACAGCAGUUGGCACCCAAGGGAAUCCGGGUGAAUGCUGUCGCGCCGGGAAUCAUUUGGACACCUCUCCAGCCUGCGACGAAGAACAACCCAGAUGAUGCGAUGGAUUCGUUGGGUGUGGAGGAGGCGCCACUACAGAGGCCCGGUAUGCCGAUUGAGGUUGCCACAGCGUAUGUCUUCCUGGCGUCGCCUCUGGGGUCUUACUUUACCGGUGAAGUUAUCCAUGGGACAGGAGGCAUUGAGAUGCAAGGCUGAUCUUGUGCCUGGUCGAUAUUCUGAGGACACAGCGAGUCAGGAGAGGAGAGUUAGGUCUUUCGAAAGAGUUUC
Messenger RNA from Exophiala viscosa, 1254 nucleotides. RefSeq lists its product as uncharacterized. Bases 253 to 1182 code for a protein of 309 amino acids. The record is from RefSeq and is a predicted model, not a curated record. The transcript is spliced from 3 exons. Lineage: Eukaryota; Fungi; Ascomycota; Eurotiomycetes; Chaetothyriales; Herpotrichiellaceae. Gene Ontology annotation, molecular function: oxidoreductase activity.